AUGGACAUCGAUAAGCUUUUCAAAGCACCGAAACUCCCCAUUGGAGGGAAUAAAAGGCGCAUGCCAGAGGCUCCGACGCCGGAAAUGCUCAAACGCAUGAAGGUCGAUGCGCCAGAGUCGUCAAAUUUUGCACAACCGGCCCCACCAGAGCUCAACGGGUCAUCAAGUAAAGGGAAAGCGCGUGCUACGACCAUUGAAGAUGCGGCUGAAGAAGAUGCAGACGUUGAAGUAUCAGAAGACUUUGCACCAGGGAACGAUGCGGACUACUUCGCAGAGGAAGAUGAAGAAGGCCGUUUCUUCGGUGGAGGGCUAACUGCGGAGCAAAAGACUAUUCUGAACAUUUUUGACAAGGCAGGAGGGGAAGGAACGUUAGAGGAUGAUCAUGAAGGCCUCACAAUUACACGUAUCCGCAGGAUGCUCUUACGGUUCGAACGAGCCGUAGACAAGAAUCAAGACCAGAGGUCAAAAUAUCCAGAUGAUCCAUCCAAGUUUAUUGACUCAGAAGCGGACCUGGACAGCUCAAUCAAGUCCCUUCUUCCAUUAUCUCAGGAGCCUGUUCUCGCGUAUCCCGAACUAGUGAAGUCUGGUGUCGUUGCAAAGCUUGUUGGGCUUCUGAGUCACGAAAAUGCCGACAUCAUGAUUGAUGUUGUCCAACUUAUCAAUGAGCUUAUUGACGAGGACGCCGGCGCCGAGAAUGAGGACGAAGAGGACGAGGGUGAGGGAAGAGAGGGUGCUAUUAAGUCUCUGGUUAAUGCCUUGCUUGAACAGUCCAUAUUAGAAUUAUUGGUAGAUAAUCUACCACGGCUGAACGAAUCUGAGGAAGCCGAUCGACAAGGCGUGUUCGACAUCUUGGGGAUAUUUGAGAGUAUUCUCGGAAUAAAUCCAGAACUUGGGCAACAAGUAGUAUCCAAAACGACCAUUAUUCUAUGGCUGUUGAAGCGAAUAGAGGCAAAGACGCAUGAUGGAAAUCGCACGUAUGCCGCUGAGAUUCUUUCAAUACUCCUCGAUAAUAGGCCAAAUCGACUUGCAUACGGGAAGGCAGACGGAAUCGAGUCCAGCUUGAAAGUGCUCUCCCAAUAUCGACGGCGAAAUUCUGCCGAUGCAGAUGAGGAAGAAUUCAUGGAGAAUGUCUUCGAUGUAUUAUGUGCCUCGUUGCAAGAGCCUGAAUGCAAGAAGUUGUUCCUCGAGGCAGAAGGUAUUGAUUUAAUGGUCCUCAUGUUGAAAGACAAGAAGGAUUAUGCAACUCAAUGCAUUAAGGUCCUUGAUUUUGCAAUGUCUGGGCCCGCCGGAACUGCCUGCUGCGAGACCUUCGUGGAAGCACUGGGCUUGAAAAGUCUCUUUUCUGCUUUUAUGGGCAAGUCUUCUAAGAAGGGCAAAUCCAAUCCCUCUUCCGCAAUUUCCGACUCAACGGGACAUAUCCUCGGUGUGCUAUCCUCCCUCUUCACGAACCUACCAUCCGAUUCGACGCCCCGCAUGCGUCUCCUCGCGAAGUUCGUGGAGAAUACAUACGAGAAGGUGGAUCGGCUACUUGAUCUGCGGGAGGGCGCUGUCGCGAGGCUUGCGGCUAUUGAUCGGGACAUUGCGAGCGAACGUGCGCAGAUGUGGGAGGAUGGAGAGGAGAUUGGCCCGGUGGAGGAAGAUAGGUGGUAUCUCCGACGACUUGAGGGGGGGUUGUAUACUUUACAGACUGUUGAUUAUGUGUUGGCUUGGGUUUGUAUGGAAGAUGACGGGGCUCGCACACACGCACAACAAAUGCUCAAACGAAAGGGCCGAACUCUACAAGACGUCGUCUCCGUUCUCAAAGUGUUCCGCGACAACGUAGAUGAGGAAGGAGAGUCUUCUGCGGCCGCGCAGGCGGAGGAUGCAUCACCGCCGCAGAAAGAGAUUCUAGGGGGACUUAUUGCAUUCCUUGAGGCAUGUUGAAUGUCUGGAUGUUGCCGUGUUGAGGAAAGAUAAGAUAGUUAGUAAUGGUAUGUUGGUGGAGUG
Molecule: messenger RNA, 1986 nt
Organism: Fomitiporia mediterranea MF3/22
Lineage: Eukaryota; Fungi; Basidiomycota; Agaricomycetes; Hymenochaetales; Hymenochaetaceae
Product: DUF1716-domain-containing protein
Exons: 10
Coding region: 1-1923 (640 amino acids)
Cellular component (GO): spliceosomal complex
Source: RefSeq, a predicted model, not a curated record